AUUUCAACACCCAAAGAGUAAUUUGAACACAUUCAGAGUAAAAUGGUGUUUGGUGUUGGAGUUAUUUCACAGAGUUGAUCAUCAGUGUUAAACAAGCUCCAUAGAGACGUAAUUAGACUCCGCCCACGCAUUUCCAAUCGUCGCUGCUGAAAAUCCAUGAAGACGUCGCCAUUAUCCUCGUGUGGCUUUGAAAGUCAUUGAGAGAUUUUGCUUGCCACCUGAUGCAAAAGUAACAUACAGGGAUGCAACAGGGACAGAAGUCGAUGAAGAAAUAUUCAGUGACCUCAUUGGACAAGGCAAUGUGGUGCUGACUGUUUUCUCAAAUGACGAAUUUUCAGAUUCUUUGUCUUCCAUAUCUGAGAAGUCUGACAAAAGCAACAUUUCAAGUGCAUCGACUGUAAUCUUAGAUGAGGUCCCUAACAAGAGACAAAGAAAAGAGGACACAUCUGCACUGUCUGCAAAGCAGGCAACUCCCUACUAAAGCCAUCAGAGAACAGUAUGCUCUUGGCAUAGUGAUGCUGUUCCCUUCCCUCAGAGAUCCUUAUUCCAAGAAAGGCUAUGAACACUUUUAUGACGCUGCAAGCAACACAGGAUACAUUGCUUGGCGUAUGAAAACAGUCCACAGAAAGAUUAGACGAGGAUCUUUGCCACUAGACAGCCCUCAUGAUGUUUCUCCAGGAGGCCCAAAAUGCAAAAGGGCUACUAAUUUUGAAGGGCAACUUGAUGGGGAUGCUUGCAGAGAGGCCAUUUCUUUGCUCAGCCACACUACAGAGAAGUCCCUAAUAUUCCAAAAGAUGAGAGAGACCUUUCAGCAUCGGCAGAAGCUUGUUAAAGAUCCAGGCUCUAGUGUUGAUAUCCUCUUCACCUUCCCAAGAUUCCUAGAUACAAAAGGCCUGGUUGAUCAAGACUUCACUCUCCUGUUUGACACCGAGACAUCCUCCAGGCUGCUUCAGAAGUGGGACACGUUCUUCAGGCCAAAUGUCAUUAGAGAGGCCAAGCAACUUACUUCAACAGCAGAGCUGAGUCAGUUGUUGCUCUCAGCAGAAUGUCCUAAAGGAAGUGACCUUCAUGAAACAAUCUACGACCAUGAAAUGGCAUCCCUUCUUUUACUGAUACAUCUCCUUCCACCAUCACCAGGAGGACUGAAGUCUCCAAAAAUCAGUGCAUGUGAUGCUGCUGAAAGACUUGUAAUCUUUCAUAAGUCAUGCUGCAGUUUGGAGGAGCACCUCAACAACAUCCAGCAUCAGCAUCCGUACCUCCUUGCUGUUGGACGCCAGAAAAGCAAGAUUGAGGGCUUCUACAUCAUCUUGGAUAAGCAUCUCAUCCCAUGCCAGGCAAACCGCUCCCUUGGAGCAUUUGAUGAACUUUUCAAGGCACAUUUUGUGUUCAAUUUGUCCUAUGAUAGUGCACUUCUAAACUUUUACACAUUCCUGCAGACAACAGUGUAUAACAUUGAUGUAGGUCAAAUGAAGGAGUCUCCCAGGGUUAGAGAUUUGAGAGCCAGACUGCUCAACCAGACCGUAACCUUAACUUAAAGUCGGGUAGUAUGAUGUUGACAGAAUGCUGAUCUGUUUUAUUUGUCAAAAAGAGCACCCAGACAGUCAACAGUUGAUUUCCCAUUUAAGAGGUGAACAUAGUUAUUAUCCUGGAUCUAAGUUCAAAUUAAUUUGUUCUCAGCAAGGUUGUAGGCAUCAGUUCCAAACAUAUGCAGGUUUUCGUAAGCACCUUAAUAGUGUUCAUAGCAGCAUUCAGCUGAUUGCUCCAACUUCAACUGUUGGAUGUUCCUCAAGUGAGCCAGUUGCAAGCUCAUCUCAUGCUUUGGAGGACCUUAUGAAUCCCCAGCAUUUAUCUCCUUGUUCCAGUGGUUUAUCUGAUAACAAUGAUUCAGGGCUUACUAAAAAUUCAACUAAAGAAUUGUGUGAUUCCAUUGUGGCCAAAAUACAAGCAAGUGGGAUUCCAAACAGUUUGGUGUCCUCAAUUGUGGGAGAUUUAGAGGAGCUAACAGAUGAGCUUAACUCUCAGGCUAAGCAUAACAUACUUUCUGCUUUGCCUACAAAUGACCCCUACAAAACUGUAAUAAAUGAAUCUUUUGAAAAAUUAGAAAACCCAUUCACAAAUCUGAAUACAGAAUGGAAACGUAAUAAAUACUUUAAAGAAAAAUGGGGAGUUGUAGAGCCCAUUGAGAUAACACUAGGUGUGCGGUAUGACAACAAAUUGAAUAAGAAAUCUGGUACUUAUGACCAAGUUCCAGUGAAUGAUACUUUUAUAUAUGUGCCAAUUUUAGAAACGUUGAAAUUCAUGUGCAGAAAUCCAGACAUUUGUGACCUCCUAAGGAAAGAUUGUAGAUCAGAGCCUGACACUUUUACAGAUUUUAGCGAUGGAAGUUAUUUUAAAUCCCACCCUUUAUUUACAACAAAAAGACAUGCAUUACAAAUUCAAAUAUACUAUGAUGAUUUUGAAACCGCUAACCCCCUUGGCUCCAAACGUAGUAUCCACAAAAUUGGCUGCCUUUAUUUUAUUGUAAGAAACUUGCCCCCAAAAUUUAACUCAGUUCUGAUGAACAUUCAUUUGUUAGCACUUUUUCACACACAAGACGUAAGCAAGUACGGUUUUGAUGUUAUACUGGAUCCGUUGAUAAAUGAUAUAAAGAUACUUGAAAGCCAAGGAUUAAGUCUCCCAUUCUCAGAUGAGCAGAUAUACGGCACCAUCGCACAAAUCACUGGUGAUAAUCUAGGAAUGCAUUCAAUUCUUGGUUUUAAUGAGUCAUUUAAUAGCCAUCAUUUCUGUCGCCUUUGUUUAAUUGAAAAGAAUGAUUCUCAAACAGUAUACAGUGAGGAUGAUCCUAAGGUGGUCCUUCGUGCACAAGAAAUCUUUGAAAUACAUUGCAAGUCUCUCCAGGAAAACCCACAAUUGAGGUCACUAUAUGGUUUGAAAAAAAAAUCCAUAAUUAAUACACUGAAAUACUUUCAUGUUAGCAAUAACUACUCAUUUGAUAUAAUGCAUGACCUUCUUGAGGGCGUGGUUCAAUAUGAAAUCAAAUUGCUUUUUGGACAUCUCAAACAAAACUUUAUAUCUGAAGAGGAUUUACUUUCAAGGAUUUAUUCUUUUGAUUAUGGAUUUUUAGAACGAAAAAAUCGUCCCACAAAGGUUAUUUUGGAUAGUGCUGGUAAUAGCAUUGGUUUAAAUUCCAUUCAGACAUUAUGUCUUGUGAAAAAUCUCCCACUUUUGUUUGGAGACAUUGUUCCUCCAGGACACAAACACUGGAGUUUGUUGCUUAUGUUACUUCAAAUAAUGAACAUUGUGUUUUCACCUUGUCUCACUUCAGGUUUGACAGUGUAUUUGAAGCACUUGAUUGCUGACCAUCACAAACUAUUCAAGUACUUGUAUCCUCAUAAAAAUUUGAUUCCUAAACAUCAUUACAUGAUACAUUACCCUUCUUCUAUAAGGAAAAUUGGCCCCUUGUUAUAUAUGUGGUCAAUGAGGUUCGAAGCCAAACAUAAGAUGUUCAAAGAUUUUUUUAAAAAUUUCAAAAACAUAACAAAAUCAUUAGCUAAAAAGCAUCAGAUGGCCAUUGCGUACCAUUGGGAAACAUUCACCCUCAAACAUAAUGAGUUUGGGCCAAUUAAACCAUUUUCCAUAGGGAAUGAGGUCAGCAAUCAAAUGCUUGAAAUGUUCAUAUCAAAAGAUGUUUUCUCAACCAGUUGGGUUAAAGUUGAUGGUGUAGAAUAUAGAGCUGGACUUGUGGUGUGCAGUGCUAUAGAAAGUGAAAUGCCAGUCUUCUGUCAAAUAAGUGCUGUACUUUUGGUUGAAAGUUACAUUUAUCUGUUGGUAA
Molecule: messenger RNA, 3832 nt
Organism: Carassius carassius (crucian carp)
Lineage: Eukaryota; Metazoa; Chordata; Actinopteri; Cypriniformes; Cyprinidae
Exons: 8
Coding region: 408-1535 (375 amino acids)
Source: RefSeq, a predicted model, not a curated record